Molecule: messenger RNA, 961 nt
Organism: Micromonas pusilla CCMP1545
Lineage: Eukaryota; Viridiplantae; Chlorophyta; Mamiellophyceae; Mamiellales; Mamiellaceae
Exons: 3
Coding region: 15-581 (188 amino acids)
Source: RefSeq, a predicted model, not a curated record
CGUCGCGAGCGAAGAUGGGAGGCUCGGGGUACGCCGGCUACGCGCCGGGGCAUAAGGUCGUCAUGGCGACGCCGCUGCAGCAGGCGCUGAAGGCGGUGAAGGACGACAAGUCCCUGGAGACGAUGGAGAAGCUCACGCGGAACUCCGCGCAGGCGCCCGCGGAGGAAAAGUUCAGAAGGGUUCGCCUCACGAACGAGAAGAUCGCCGCGGUCAUCACGAACGUCCCCGGCGCCGUCCGCGUCAUGCUCGAGAUGGGCUGGCGGCUUGUCGAAAACGACGAGUUUCUGAUCCUCCCGACCGGGACGUCCGUCACGAUGAAGGACGUGCGAGAGAUCGACGACGCGCGCCGCGCGCUCCGUAAACUCGAAGACGAGGAGAUGAAGAGACGCAUCGCGGCGAGGAACCGCGCGCGCCAGGACCCGGAGAAGGCGCGGCUGCUCGCGCAGAUGGAGGCGGACAAAGCCGAGCGCGCGGCCAAGGGGCCGGUGACGGCGGGCAGCGUCGCCGUGCCGAGAGGGGAGGGGAGGAUGAUGACCGCGGAGCAAGCCGGCGCGAGCGGGAGCUCCGGGGGCGGGGGGUGAUGCUAGAGCGCGGACGGUGGGCUCAGGGCGCGGCGGGCGAGGAGGGAGGGAAAUCCGCGGCGCGCGCGGGACGGGGGACGACGCGAAUCGAAUCGAUCGCGUUCGUCGCCUCGCCGGCGCCGCCGCGGAGACGCGAGUGACGCGCGCGCGGGUAAAGCUCGCUCCCGAACGCGGGAGCGGCUCGCGCGCGCUGAUGAACCUCUCCUCGAACGACACGACACGUCGCGACAAUGUCGCGACGACCGCGCUCGUGAGCUUGCAUCAUCCAUCGGUGGGGGGGACGACGGCGGCGGCGGACAUACGGACUCAUUCUUUCUUUCGGUAGCGUGCUGUAUUCUUUCGCGAACGAGUGUAUCAAUAUUAACGACGAUCAACGAUUC